AUGGCAGGUCUCCGGCAUUUCGAAGAGUUUGAUUUUGAUGAGGAUUUCGAUUCAGAAGAGGAGUUUUCAAAGUUUCUCAGCGAUGAAGAUUUUGAAAAUGAGUCUGAAAACGAGUCGGUGGAUAACGAAUCGGGUGUUAACAUGAAUUUCGAAAAAGCUGAUAUCGUUGAGCUCCCAGAUGAUAUAGAAAUUCCCCCAGUAGCUCCUCAAAAAAACGAAGAAACUUCUCUUCUCGAUUCAUUGCUUGGUGAGGCGUUGUCUGGAGAACAGGUCAACCCAUCAAUCGUAGGACUAUUCGACGAUUUGGAUUUGUCGGAUGAAGAACCACAGGUGAUCAAUCGAGGGCUUCUAGAAGACGAAGACAGUGGAAUCAGUACUGGUCCCAGUCGUUCAGAUGACACUGAGAUCUCUCAAGAAUCAUCGAGCAAGAUCCCAGAACCGUCUUCAAUCGAGAAGUACCUUCGAUACAUUUCCGAAGAAGAGCAUGAAGUGUCUGUCGACGAAAUUCCGGAUUUCGCUUCUAAAAAAAAUGUGUAUGGGACUAGCUUCAAUGUUCGAACUGGAAACAUCUCUCGCCCUCCAAGAUUCGAGUUCGCUCGUCGCGAUGAUCGCUGGAUCAACUCUUGCAAACUUUUGACUUAUGACAACGAGAAGCCAUUGAACGAGUUGCUCUCACUUGGGAAGUUAGUGCCAACUGUAAAGGCUGGAAUGAAGCUCAACUACAAGUCAUGCAAGUUUACCGAUGUACACUGCCGAAGUGCUCAAGAGAUGUCCGAUAUGGAGACUCAUGAUAUUCAACAAAUCAUUCGCGACGCAUUCAACUCUCGUCGUCUAGCCGUGAUUUUGUUUGGAGUGGAUAAAGAUGGAAUAGUGACCGGGUGUCAAAUGAACGCUGGAAAGCAAGAUAAUCUGCGUCUUGCCUUGGAUACUGCGAUUCAAACGGAAUUCGUACCACCUAUUGAGAAUAUCCUCGAUGCUGUCGACGUUCAAUUCUUGCCUGUUGAAAAUUUGGGGGAUAUGUUUUUGAUUGUUAUUCGCAUCAAACAAAUCCGUAAUCAACACUAUCUCUUGGAAUCUUCUAUGAUUCCUCGAAAAUGCACAAUUCGCUACGGCACAUCCAUCACCCCUAACUUCGCAAAACUCAUUGACGCCGUUCCACCAUCAGAUGCAGACUUCAACAGUUCCGUAGUAGCAGUUGAAAAGCGAAUCAUCGAAAACAAAGAUCUUGCUAAACUCCGACGCCCUUCCUUAUCUGCUAUUUUGUCAGCUAUCAGUGAUCAGAGAGCGCUAUAUUUGUGGCAAAAAGCAAAGAUUGAUGAAAUGGGAUUGAGCUCGUUCAAAGCUUACAUGACUGAUAGAAUGGCAAUAGGAACUCGAACUCAUACUAGAGUUGAGGAAAUGCUCAGGAUAGGACACGAUGAGGCGAAAUUGGCACAAAUUAUCGACUCUGAAAAGCAAGCAGCAAUACGAAAUUAUAUGAAAAGUGCGCUUCCGAUUAUUCUGGAGAUUCAGGAUCCAGAAUCAGCGAUUUGUGAAAAACGAGUAAGACAUCCAAUUUUAGCAUAUCAGGGAAGGUUCGAUGCAGUUGUUAAAUACAAAGACAAUUGGAGCAUUCUCGAUUGGAAAACUGCUCCUGCUCGAUCCUCAUUCAGUCAACAAGGUGAAGACAGUCUCUCUUAUGUCAGUUAUGUUAGACAGUUAGCUGCCUACGCAUCUGCUUUCAACUAUGAUGUCCGAUAUGAAAACUCACCUAUUGCAAAACAAGGGUUAUUGGUCAGCUUGAAAGAGGAUGGAGCACCUGCGGAAGUAUAUCAGAUUUCAGAAGAUGAAAUGGAAAACACUCUAGGCGAUGUGAAAGAGAAGCUGAAGAAAUUCUGGAAUAAAGUCAUGUCAUCUAAACAAGCUAACAUUGACCUCGCAUACAAGCCUGCUAACUAA
Molecule: messenger RNA, 1938 nt
Organism: Caenorhabditis briggsae
Lineage: Eukaryota; Metazoa; Nematoda; Chromadorea; Rhabditida; Rhabditidae
Exons: 8
Coding region: 1-1938 (645 amino acids)
Biological process (GO): mitochondrial DNA replication
Cellular component (GO): mitochondrion
Molecular function (GO): single-stranded DNA exodeoxyribonuclease activity
Source: RefSeq, a predicted model, not a curated record